CGUCGUCCACGGCUUCCGUAGCAGUUGCAAGACCGAUGGGAAGAAGGAGGCGGGCAAUUGAGAGGGCUUGCCUCAAUUUGUUCCUUAGUUCUUGAGGUUCCGUCUUCCACGGCUACCUCCACUCCCUCCACUUGCGUAUUUGGUUGUGAGUUGGCAAGGUGCCGCACUCACGCACCAAAGACGGCACGUCAUCCAUGAUCAAGUACGCGGCGCUGGAUCCGACUGCGGCGUGCUAGCCCAAUGUCAGCAAUGCACUGAGACGCCAUGGAACACAUCGGAUCAAGCUGGGCUACUACUCCAUCCAGUCACCGAGUACUGAGUACCAUUUCAUCUCCGACCUCAUCAACCAGGGCUCCGACAGAGGAGGGUGGGCAUUCUGUGCAGAGAACUAGUGUCUUGCCAUCUCAGGAUUCUGCUCGGAAUUCGGAUUCAGGAACCGCAUCAUAUACGUCAGAUCCAGUAUGCGAGCAAUGCCACGCGAAGCGUGUCAGAUGCGACCGCGUCAAGCCUUGUUGCGGUGCCUGCUCUCGCCGCGGUCGCGAUUGCUCCUUUGGCCGGCGCCAAGGACAAUCUACCCAGGAAACAUCUGUUCAAAGCACCCCAGUAUCUCUAAACAACAGCGCUGGAAUCACCACCCAAAUCUCCAGCAGCAAUGGCCCUUUCACUCAGGCUACUCCCGCGGAGCGACAUCCAGUAUUACAAGACGGCAUAUACGUCUUCGAAGAGGGUGAUUCCCAGCCCGCUGCCAUCAUUGCAAAGAUUGAAGGUAUCUUGGAGGAUAUCGUUGAUGCACUGAGUUUAAACCGUGUCCUGAUGAUUCCACUCCGCAGCCGCCAGUCUGGGAAUGAGGUAAUGAUUAGAUUCCCAUCAGACAGGAUCGCUGGCGCCAAGAAGUUCACCGCGCUUCUUCAAAUUCUCCAUUGCAUCCAUGAAGCUCUUGUUUCUGGUCGUAUUGUCACGAAGAGAAACAUAUACUACCAUAACCCAGAUUUGUUUUGCAGUCAAGCAUACGUCGACCAACUCGUGGAUGACAUUGCCUUUACUUUUGGAGUUGGUAGAGACGCUUUGAAUGUGCGUGCUGCUUCCAAAGGCCUCGUUGCUGGAGGCAACUUUGAUAUUAUCGGCCAGGAUCAUCAUGGCGUUCCUAUACCGCACACCAGCAGCCUCGAUGGUGUGGACUUCCAUUCAUCUCGGUGGAUUCUGGUCAUUGAGAAAGAGGCCACAUUCCGCAGUCUUGUUGCCUCCAGGUACUUUGAGUUAUCGGCUGCCGGUCCUGGCAUCCUGAUCACUGCCAAGGGUUAUCCAGACCUUGCAACGCGCCAGUUCCUACACUUGGUACAAUCCUCUUAUCCACAUAUCCCAAUUCAUGCUCUUGUGGAUUUCGACCCAGAUGGUUUGGCGAUCAUGCGCACUUACAAGCACGGUAGCCGCAGCCUCGACCACGAGGAAAAUGUCACACUCCCAGGUCUCUACUGGCUGGGUGUCAAGAGCAGCGACGUUUUAGAUCCCCAGCGGCACUUGGCGGCUUCACCAUUGCAGCAAUUGAGCCAACAAUCAGGCAACAUGCCCCCGUCAUGUCAACUUUCAGCCUCAUCGAACGUCCAUCCCCCGAACCAGCUGAACAUGGAAACGCUCUGUACUCUUACUUCAAAUGAUCGCAAGAAGGCAGUAAACCUCCUCCGCAGCCUCAAUAAUCAGCAUGACCAAGACACCGAGGAAAUGAUGUUGACGCGAGAGCUGCAGCUCAUGUUGAUGCUUAACAAGAAAGCAGAGAUUCAAGCAUUGGAUGACAGCAUGACUGCAUGGUUGAAUGAGCAUUUAUGCGCAUGAUUCUCCCUGGCUUCCCACUGCGGGGGUUCGGAACAUGUCUGUUGAGAGCGUAAGAUCGUCACUUGGGGAAGCUGGAGAUGGAUCUUGACAUUGGGUGGAUCUGCUGCCGACAUGGUUUUUGUUACGAAGGUCUACGGAAUGCAGCGGGUAUCAUGGUUUAUUUACGAACUUCAAAGUCCAUCUGGCUUACUAUCUGAUGGGUGCUUCUCCUGCUAAAGAUGUGUUCAGAGAGAUCUUGCGUCCACGAACCUUCACUGGGAGUCACGUGACCGAAUCCACCUACUUCAUGCCGAACCUGACG
Pseudomassariella vexata is the source of this 2131-nucleotide messenger RNA. RefSeq names its product Spo11/DNA topoisomerase VI subunit A. Gene Ontology annotation, cellular component: nuclear chromosome. The transcript is spliced from 9 exons. Gene Ontology annotation, biological process: reciprocal meiotic recombination; meiotic DNA double-strand break formation; meiotic DNA double-strand break processing. The coding region runs from base 265 to 1830 and encodes 521 amino acids. Gene Ontology annotation, molecular function: zinc ion binding; DNA binding; DNA topoisomerase type II (double strand cut, ATP-hydrolyzing) activity. NCBI's taxonomy places the organism in Eukaryota, Fungi, Ascomycota, Sordariomycetes, Amphisphaeriales, Pseudomassariaceae. The record is from RefSeq and is a predicted model, not a curated record.